AUGGCUUCAAGUUCACAGGGAGGUAACAACAAUGAUCACAUCGAUAUCGAGACAUCUUCGUGUGGGCGAUACGUAAGGUACAAUGAGAUCAUUGGAAGAGGAACUACAAAAACAGCUUACAAGGGCUUCGAUAGGGUACUUGGUGUUUCGGAAGGUGGUCUGUUGAAGCUAUUAGAUCAUGAAAAUAUAGUUAAAUGCUAUGAUUCUUGGGUUGAUGAAGAGGCGAAAACCAUUCACAUGAUCACUGAGUACUUUCCUUCAGGUAAUUUGUCGAGACAUCUCAGAUUUAAUCAUAAGCUUAAAGGUAAUGCUGCAAUCAAGAAGUGGUGUAUACAGAUUCUGAAUGCGAUAGCUUAUCUUCACAGUCAAACUCCGCCGAUUGUACACCGUGACAUUAAGCCGGAAAACAUCUUGAUCAAUGGGAAGACAGGUUGUGUUAAACUCGCAGAUUUUGGUUUCGCCCUGAGUCUUGAACAGGGGACCUGUAAUCAGAUAUAUGGCGAAAAAGGUUAUGUGGCACCAGAAAUUCUUGAAGGAAAUGGUUAUGAUGAAUCAGUUGACAUAUUCUCUUUCGGAAUGUGCGUACUAGAGAUGAUCACUGGCGGACCACCCUACAGCGACGUCGAGUUAGAGUUAAAUAAAGGCGGUGAAGCUGGUGUUAAUGUUGACCCUCCGGAGUUAAGCAAGGUGAAAGAUAAAAUUGCUUACGCAUUCAUUAGCAAGUGUCUGGCUCCUUCAUCUGAAAGACCCUCGGCAAUUGAGCUCUUGAAUGACCCGUUUCUUGCACCGAGGUCUCCGAGCAUCCUUAGAGGAAGAUUUCAGAGUCUGGUUAUAGUUAUGCACGUAUAUCGAUUGAAUGAGAAUACUCUAGUUGAGUAUACAACAUGGAUGGACACAAACCUCUUUUAUGCAUUGCUUGCUAGCUAG
Messenger RNA from Chenopodium quinoa (quinoa), 927 nucleotides. Its product is annotated as serine/threonine-protein kinase WNK8-like. The record is from RefSeq and is a predicted model, not a curated record. Bases 1 to 927 code for a protein of 308 amino acids. Gene Ontology annotation, molecular function: protein serine/threonine kinase activity; ATP binding. The transcript is spliced from 3 exons. NCBI's taxonomy places the organism in Eukaryota, Viridiplantae, Streptophyta, Magnoliopsida, Caryophyllales, Amaranthaceae. Gene Ontology annotation, cellular component: cytoplasm. Gene Ontology annotation, biological process: protein phosphorylation; intracellular signal transduction.